This is a messenger RNA of Epinephelus moara (kelp grouper), 1274 nucleotides long. It is a transcript of the gene clic2, whose product is annotated as chloride intracellular channel 2. Lineage: Eukaryota; Metazoa; Chordata; Actinopteri; Perciformes; Serranidae. The transcript has 6 exons. The coding region runs from base 205 to 939 and encodes 244 amino acids. The record is from RefSeq and is a predicted model, not a curated record. Gene Ontology annotation, molecular function: chloride channel activity. Gene Ontology annotation, biological process: chloride transmembrane transport; negative regulation of ryanodine-sensitive calcium-release channel activity.
CCCUCAGACAAAACACAACCAGCUGGGAGGUGUCACACUUUCUCCUGACAUCCACAACUGCACAGACACUUAAAACCACAGCAGCACUUGUACAAGGGAACUGUUGUCAGCCUUCUCUUUUCUACAGCUCUGAGGAUUUAUUGAGGAGAAGCUUUGACUGGACUUUACAAAAGAAAAAGAAAAAGUGAACUUUUUUGGGACGACAUGGCACUGAGGCAGAACUCUGACAAGGAGCCAAGCAUCGAGCUGUUCAUCAAGGCUGGACAUGAUGGCGAGAACGUGGGGAACUGCCCGUUCUGUCAGAGGCUCUUCAUGGUUUUGUGGCUGAAAGGAGUCAAGUUUACAGUGACCACUGUUGAUAUGAGGAAGAAGCCAGCUGAGCUCAAAGACCUGGCCCCCGGGACCAACCCUCCUUUCCUCCUCUAUAACGGCACCCUCAAAACAGACUUCAUCAAAAUCGAGGAGUUUCUUGAGCAAACACUGGCCCCGCCCAGGUAUCCUCAUCUCAGCCCGCUGAACAAAGAGUCCUUUGAUGUGGGCGCUGACAUUUUUGCAAAGUUCUCUGCUUUCAUCAAGAACAGCCCGAAUAACGCCUUUCACCAGAAAAACCUGCUGCGGGAGUUCAAGCGUCUGGACAACUACCUGAUCUCGCCCCUCCCCGAGGAGGUCGACCACAACUCCAGAGAAACCAUCACUGUCUCCAAGAGGAAGUACCUGGACGGAGACCGCCUCACCUUAGCUGACUGCAACCUGCUGCCCAAACUGCACGUUAUCAGGGUUGCUGCCAAAAAGUACUGUGACUUUGACAUCCCUGCUGAGUUCACAGGCGUGUGGCGAUACCUUCAAAACGCCUACGAGAGAGAGGAGUUCAAACAGACGUGUCCGGCCGACAUUGAAAUCGAGAAGGCUUACUUCACCGUGGCCAACCAGAGGAAAUAAAAACCUCUGAUCCUCUGUAACGAAUGUCCUGUUUUCACUCACCAUGCAUGUGGAGCUGGUGAUCUGUAGAGGGUGCUACAACCUACAAGAAUAAACCAAGGUGAUGAAUCAGACACUAUUCACCUUAAAAAACCUUCACCUGUUGUAGCUGUGAGACAGUAGGACACGCUGAAGCAAAUGUUUUAUUGGUUGUUUGUAUUGACUGUUUAUCCAUACUCACUCAGACUGAUGGUAUCUUUAUGCCACGAUGAAAAGGCCAAAUGUGCAAUUGACUGUAGAUGUUUUUGUUUAUAGUGUAAAUAAAUAUUUUUCCUUGCUUUUUACGAUCAAAACAC